AAGUUUAUAUUAUAAUGUAAUCUUUUUAAUUUUUAAUAUAAAGAAAGAAAGAUACAUAGUCAUAGCCAUAACCAUAGCCACCUUCAAGCAACCAAAUUCCACAACAAACCAACAAAUUUCCCACCUUUCUCUUCAUCUCUUCUUUUGCUUCCAUAAAGGCUUGUGAUAGCAGAAUGGACAAAAGAGAAUGAAACUGUCGAUGAUAUUUUUGAUCGAGUAACAAAAAGAACUAGUAAAAAAAUGGGAGGUUGCUGUUGUUCUGCCAGAAAACAUCAUUUGCAAGGAACACCAGUUUAUUACUAUUGCCCGCCAACUUUUGAAGAACGUGAGUCUUUAACCUCCAAUGACGCUACCACUGCUUCGAUCUCUGCUGGAUUUCUGGUUGGCUUGAACCUGGAAGCAUCCAUACCUGAUACAUUCCGGUCUCCUCCCGUGCCUCUUCCUUAUGACAUUGUCUUCGGGGGUUCUGCAUCACCUGAUUCCGAGUCUUGCAAAGAAACUGUCAGUUUUAGUAGCUUCGAAACCUCAAUUACACACGAUGAUAUUGAAGAAUCAGAUUGUAAAACUCAAGAAAAAUCUGCAUCUCUAUCUCCAAGGAAGGUAGAACUAUCAAAAUCAAAUGGAAUUCAAGUAUUGGCAACAGAAGAAGAGGAUGGCUGCCCUAUUUGUCUUGAAGAAUACGAUGACGAUAAUCCGAAAAAUCUGACGAAAUGUGAACAUCAUUUUCACCUAUCUUGCAUUCUUGAGUGGAUGGAAAGAAGUGACUCUUGUCCUAUAUGUGACCAGGAGAUGAUAUUUUGACCAGACAAUGAAUUAGUUUGAUUGUCUUAAAAUCAAAGUUUGCUAGAUAUAUGAAAGAUAGAUGAAGAAGUUCAAUGUAUGAUAACUGGUUAGAUGAUGGUAGCUGCAGAUUCAUAUUCGAUUCGUGAUACAUCGACGCAUCAUUAUUUAAGGCUCAAUCAUCGGUAUAUCUCUUGAGAAGAUGAAUGAGAUUUUGACAGAAUGCUACAGCUAUACCAUAUAGCUUGUUCUUAGAUGCCACAAUUCAUGCUCACAGAUGGCUUUUUGUCCAUUUCCUUGUUUUGAUUUUCUGUUUUACAUUUUGUUUUUCAAAAAUUUAUCAAUAUAUUUUUUUUUCUAUGCUAUUUUCUUUUUAUUUGGGGGUGGAAGUGGGGUGGGGGGAGCAUAUUGCACUUGUAAAUAAUGUCUGUUUUAUGUUUUCUUUGUAUAUAUCUCAGGCAUUUCAAGAAUAUAAUAGAUGUUCAUCAAACCAGUAGCUAUUUUUU
Medicago truncatula (barrel medic) is the source of this 1286-nucleotide messenger RNA. RefSeq names its product probable E3 ubiquitin-protein ligase RHB1A. The coding region runs from base 241 to 801 and encodes 186 amino acids. Gene Ontology annotation, molecular function: ubiquitin-protein transferase activity. The transcript has 5 exons. The record is from RefSeq and is a predicted model, not a curated record. NCBI's taxonomy places the organism in Eukaryota, Viridiplantae, Streptophyta, Magnoliopsida, Fabales, Fabaceae.